Messenger RNA from Capronia epimyces CBS 606.96, 1671 nucleotides. Its product is annotated as cyclohexanone monooxygenase. The coding region runs from base 1 to 1671 and encodes 556 amino acids. The record is from RefSeq and is a predicted model, not a curated record. NCBI's taxonomy places the organism in Eukaryota, Fungi, Ascomycota, Eurotiomycetes, Chaetothyriales, Herpotrichiellaceae. Gene Ontology annotation, molecular function: flavin adenine dinucleotide binding; NADP binding; N,N-dimethylaniline monooxygenase activity. The transcript has 3 exons.
AUGGCCCAACCCCAUUUCGAUGCCCUUGUGGUCGGGGCCGGGUUCGGGGGAAUCUAUCAGCUCCACAAACUGCUGCAGCAAGGCCUGUCGGUGAAAGUGAUUGACGCGGCAGGAGACGUCGGCGGCACAUGGUAUUGGAACAGAUACCCGGGCGCCAUGUCUGAUACAGAAUCCUACAUCUACCGCUACAGCUGGGACAAGGACGACCUGAUCAACUACCCCUGGAAAGAACACUACCUCAAGCAGCCCGAUGUCCUGGCCUAUCUCGAACAUGUGGUCGACCGAUACGACCUACGCAAGCACAUGCAGUUCAACACCGAACUCCAGCAGGCGCAGUACGACGAGGCCAACAACGUCUGGCUGGUGCAGUGUUCGACCGGCGACACCUUCACUGCUCGAUACGUGGUCACCGGCCUGGGUCUGUUGUCCAAGACCAACUAUCCCAACAUCCCCGGCAUUGAGAAGUUUCAGGGCGAGUUGUAUCAUACCGGGAAUUGGCCACGCACGCACGACUUCAAAGACAAACGAGUCGGUAUAGUUGGGAACGGGUCCACUGGCGUCCAGGUCAUCACAGCCAUUGCCAAAGAGGUGCGCCAACUGGUUUCCUUCCAGCGCACCCCGCAGUACAGUGUCCCGAGCGGCGACGGGCCGGUGUCGAAAGAAUACCGCGAUUCAAUCAACAGCCGCUAUGACGAGAUCUGGGAACAAGUCCGCAACAGCGUGGUAGCUUUUGGUUUCGAAGAGUCCAAGAUCCCUGCCAUGAGCGUCUCUGCCGAGGAAAGAGAGGAGAAGUUCCAAGAGGCAUGGCGGCGCGGGAACGGGUUCCGAUUCAUGUUCUGGACCUUCAGUGACCUGACCGUGGACGAAGAAGCGAACGAAGAAGCAUGCAGAUUCGUCCGGAAGAAGAUCGGUCAAAUCGUCCAAGAUCCGGAGAAGGCAAGGAAACUGACUCCUCACGACUUCUAUGCUCGACGACCGCUGUGCGACGCGGGCUAUUAUGAGCAGUUCAACCGGCCAAAUGUUGAUAUCGUCAGCCUCAAGGAGAACCCGAUCAAGGGUAUCACGGAAAACGGGGUUGCCAUGUCAGACGGCACCCAAUAUGAUCUCGACGUCCUUAUUUUCGCCACGGGAUUUGAUGCGGUCGAUGGCAACUAUACCCGCAUCGCGAUCAAGGGUCGCAACGGCCAGAGUCUGAAAGAUCACUGGGAUAAGACCGGCGGGCCCACGACCUAUCUGGGGGUAUGCGUGUCAGGGUUCCCGAAUCUGUUCAUGAUCACCGGCCCCAACGGUCCGUUCACAAAUAUCCCGCCCACCAUUGAAACACAGGUUGAGUUCAUUGCUGCCACCAUUGCCACCGCAGAAGAGCAUGGCCGGGCAAAGAACCACGCAAGCAAUGGCGUGGCGAAUUCGAAUUCGGCUGCCGCACCUUCGAACUCGUCUGCAUUUGGCCCGGUAAUCGAAGCACUGCAAAGCGCCGAGGACAACUGGACGCAGGUGUGUAAAGAAAUCAGCCACAACAGCCUCUUCAGGAAGACGGACUCGUGGGUUUUUGGUGCCAAUGUCCCAGGUAGGAAACACACGGUGCUGUUCUACUUUGGCGGCUUGGGCGCGUACCGCAAGGUUCUGCGCGAAGUCGUCGACUCCGGAUAUCAGGGGUUCAAGCCACUGUGA